Messenger RNA from Phyllopteryx taeniolatus (common seadragon), 3166 nucleotides. RefSeq lists its product as uncharacterized. NCBI's taxonomy places the organism in Eukaryota, Metazoa, Chordata, Actinopteri, Syngnathiformes, Syngnathidae. Gene Ontology annotation, cellular component: plasma membrane. Gene Ontology annotation, molecular function: tumor necrosis factor receptor superfamily binding. Gene Ontology annotation, biological process: positive regulation of activated T cell proliferation; positive regulation of cytotoxic T cell differentiation. The transcript has 3 exons. Bases 648 to 1313 code for a protein of 221 amino acids. The record is from RefSeq and is a predicted model, not a curated record.
UUGUUUCAGUUAUUUAUAGAUCGGAUAGGCUUUGAGGCUGUUGCUUUGUUUGUUUAUUUGUAGAUAUGACUGGUCUAAAGUUUUGUUUUUGUUGUAUUCAUAUGGAUUUGACAGGUUGACCGGUUUUGUUGAUGUUGAUUUAUUCGAAUGCAAAGUAUGUAGAGUCGGCCGUUUUGUUGUUGUUGUUUUUUUGCAUUGAUUAAUUUAUAGAUUUGAAAGGUUCACGUGUUCGACGCGCUCUUGUGUCAUUUUUUAAUUUUUUUUUUUUUUUUACGAGUUGACAGUAUGAGCCAAGUGUGAGGAGACUCGAGUGAUGGAACCGGUUUCUCUUCCUCUGUCGCUGGCGCGUCCGGCUGCGGCAGGAGGUUGCGAAACAUCAGGGAGUCUCGGAAAGUUUUCACGCCCCCGGAAAAUGCAUCGUGGAGGAGGAGGCGGCGGCGUGAGAGCGGCGAGGAGGGAAACCCGUGACUUCCGUGAUUUUUCCUCUUGAGUGUGAAACCGAACUCUCACUAUAACACUAUAAAAGGGCCGGCUCGACGACACUCCGUUCAAUCUCGUGGACCGGACCGGACCGUGGUGCAGAGAGCCGCCAUCCUGUGGAGGUUACCCGCUGAACAAUUCGACGUCUCGUGCCCUCAGCCGUCCCCAUGUGCGCAUUGUUGGGACCUAAAGACAUGGACAUUGAGUGUCAGGAGAAGAAAGGCCGCGAGCGUGUACGGUGUCUGGAUGUGUGCGUGGUGGUUUCCAUCCUGGUCCUGUUUGCAGCGCUCACUGUUGUGGCUGCAGCGUGUGUGCCGGCUCUGAUGAAGCUGAGCUCCCAAGUGGACUCCCCGCUGAAGCCGUUUCAAUUUGCAACGGCAGAACUAAGAGGACUCUCACCGAGUCCGGCAUACCAGAUGCAGAACUUUGCUUUCUUGGAGGCAGUCUCAAGCAAGUUGGGGAACUCAACCGUUCAGUGGGAUCCAGUCCACUACAGUGCCGGGGAGUCUGUUGGAAGCAACUUCCAGUUUGACUCAAAGCAACACUUGCUGCGGCCCAGACGUGCGGGGACUUACUUCAUAUACCUGAACCUCAACCUGACCUGCACGUACAGGUGCAGUGCUGGCCUCCUGAGUGUCCGUGUGGGGGACAAGCUGAGCUGCCAAGUUCACCUUCUCGCGGAGUCCGAACAAGAGAGCAAGAGGUGCUGGACAGUAGGCUGGUUGGACACCAACACGAGGCUGCUCACCCACAUGAGCGUGCCAAAGGAGGGGCUGCAGAACUGGAAGCUGGAGCUCAACGGUUCUAACUUGGGCAUGUUCCUCGUGGACUAACGUCUGAAAUCAGAACUGCUUGCAUGUGACCUGCAAGUAACCCAACUAAAGAAUGUAACAGGAGCACAGCAUGAGAGACUCCGCGGACCUCUCCUGAAAAAGGAUGCAAAAGAAGAGACGUUGCAAUCAGGGAGGAGAUAUGGACUAGACACUUAUUAUCUUUUUGACUUUUUGUAAUGACGUGCAUAUUUAUUUAACAACAUGGGACUACUUAUGUUGCAGGUUGCUAUAUGUCAAAUAUGAUGUUAUUGUAGGUCGAUAACACUACAUGAGUGUUAAUGUGCAAUCCUCUUCAAGUUUUUAUUUGAGUUGCUGGUUCUCUUUUGAUUUUAUAGAUGGCUACAAGGUUCUCAUCUGGAUUCACUUCAUAGCAUGUUGGAUAAUAAGCAGCAAUGUGAUCACAGUCAAUGUAAGGUCACAGACUCACAACAUUGCAACACUGACAGUAAAUCACUCAUUUGGUUUUAACACAAUAGACAGCAGAAGAUGUGAUUUGUUACCCAGUGAAUAGCAUAACAUAUUUACUGAGCACUUCAGUUUUGCUAAAUAAAAACAAAUUAAUAGGUCAAAUGCAUCACAGGCCUAUAUAAAAUGAAGUUUCAGAACUUCAAUCCCUGCGAAACCAUUGGAGCACACUCAAAAAUGAUUUGAUUGAAUUUUCCAUGCAAUAGUUUUCUAGUUAAAAUACAAAUCUGAAGUUAAUCUAACAAUGCCAGUAAAUGAACAGGUUGAUGAGGAAAUAUAACAUAUUUCCUUUCAAGUGUAAAAUGCGGUGAUGUAGCUAUACAUUUGGGAACCUUUAAAAUAAAGUGGAACCAAAAGAUCAGAUGUAUUGUAUGAUGUUCAAAAUUUGGACUUGCAAAAUGUGAUGAAGCAAUGUUAAAUCCAAUGGACAAACUGCAUAGUGGUGAUUGUAUCCAUAUUAACAUGGAAAUAAAUAUAUGUGUGCGCGCAUGCAUGAAAAGGAGAAAAUGACGUCUGUGACAGUGAUUGUGGCAAUGUACAAGUGGAAUAUUUGAAAAGUGUCUAGCGAAGGGGAAAGUUCCCUGUUGUUGCAUGUAGCGGGAAGUAACAAUGCAUCACUUCCUGUUGAUUUAUUUUUAUAGUGCCAAAAACACCUUACAGCAUGGAGAUGACAUAGUUGCAUCAAAUUGAAUGUAUACAAUAAUUAUUAUCUUAUUAUAUAUACAUAUAUACAUUCAAUUAUAAAUUGAAUGUAUAUUAUUAUUAUUAUUAUUAUAGUUUUACACCACUGCAAACCAACCACAAUAAUAAACAUAAUGUUAAGGCAUCUUUGACUAUUUCAAUCCAUUUUGAACACUUGCAUUGGAUCUCGUCAGACAAGAUAUUUAGAAAAAAAACAGCAUCUAAAUUAAAAAUUGAUAUUUUCUUUUUGUUUAUGGAAAGAUAAUCGGUGGAGAGGUACUGUAAAAAAAAUAAUUCUUGGCAAAAAUAUUCUAUUAUAACGGAACAGAUGUAAAUUCAGAGUAAAGGAGAGUUUAAAUUGCUUCUUGCAGGUUGCCAUCAACCACAUAAUGGCCAACUUUCAUGUUCUAAGGUGUGCACAGGAGAUGUGCAUGUGUUGAUUUGGGGCUUACAACAGGAAAUAACCCAAUUAUUCUAUCUAAACACUCUCCAUGUCACUUUCAUAUCAUGCUGUCUUUGUCAACAUUGCCUGUUGAAGCCUUGCAUGCCCUUUUUUCUCAGAAUGGUGCUUUUAUUUACAAAUACAUUUAUACAGUAAGAUGCAGAAGUAUUUUGACAAUGACUUUUCCCCCCCGAUAUUUCCUCUUUCCAUCGUCACAAUGGUUUGUAAAUAUAAGUCAAGACAUAAUUAAAGUAUAAACUUUCAA